AUGGAAAGCAACCAUAAAACUAAUCUGCCACCUAUGGAGAUUGGUGAGGAAAAUGAUGAGCUGCUGCCUAUCAAUCGAAACGAGAACCGGAAUAUCACACCAAAAAGGCCUAUCAAGGCUAUAAGAGGCGAUCGAUUCAUCGGACGACGUGGCAUACCCAAAAGGAUUUAUUGUGACAAUGCCACCAACUUUGUCGGAGCAUGUUCGCAACUUGAAGGCUUCAAACGGCAAUUCUGUUCAGAACUCAAUGCAAAAAAUCUGGAGGAAUUUAGCCGAAAUGCCGGCUUUGAAUUCAAUUUCAUUCCACCGCGUGCUCCCCAUUUUGGAGGCUUAUGGGAAGCCGCAGUAAAGUCAAUGAAGACUCUGCUCAUCAAAAAUUUGACCUCUUCUCAUUUGACGUAUGAAGAGCUUCAAUCGAUUGCAAUUGAAGUGGAGGCGAUAUUGAAUUCCCGUCCAAUAUCCAUUCACAGCGAUGAUCCCAAUGACGGGGAGGCUCUGACGCCAGCACACUUAUUGAUCGGAUGUUCACUGCAAGCGAUCCCUGAACCGGUGACCUAUCUCAAGCAACGCUUCUGGGAACUCUGGAAGCGCGACUAUGUACAUCAAUUACAAGAACGCUCUAAGUGGUUGCAUCCCGAAAACAACAUCGCAAAGGAUCAAUUAGUUCUCAUCCAUGAAGACAAUCUCCACCGCAAUGCUGGAUUACUGGUCGUGUGGUCGAAGCCAUACUUGGUGCAGAUGGAAGG
Messenger RNA from Drosophila willistoni, 746 nucleotides. RefSeq lists its product as uncharacterized. The record is from RefSeq and is a predicted model, not a curated record. The annotation marks the transcript as partial. The transcript has 3 exons. Lineage: Eukaryota; Metazoa; Arthropoda; Insecta; Diptera; Drosophilidae. Gene Ontology annotation, biological process: DNA integration. Gene Ontology annotation, molecular function: nucleic acid binding.